Messenger RNA from Asterias rubens (European starfish), 1194 nucleotides. Its product is annotated as angiopoietin-1-like. NCBI's taxonomy places the organism in Eukaryota, Metazoa, Echinodermata, Asteroidea, Forcipulatida, Asteriidae. The record is from RefSeq and is a predicted model, not a curated record. The transcript has 2 exons. The coding region runs from base 1 to 1194 and encodes 397 amino acids.
AUGACUGACCACACGACUCAUAACCAGGAGGUCGUAUCUCCCUCCAUGGAAUUCACCAUAAUGAAUGACAUUACAACUCACCAGGAAGUCGUAUCUCGCUCUAUGGAAGGCACCACAUCGACUGAGCACACAACCCGUCAAGAGGUCAUAUCUCCCUCCCUGGAAUUCACCACAAUGAAUGAUCUUACAACUCACCAGGAGGUCGUAUCUCGCUCUCUGGAAGGCACCACAUCGACUGAGCACACAACCCGUCAAGAGGUCAUAUCUCCCUCCCUGGAAUUCACCACAAUGAAUGACUUUACAACUCACCAGGAGGUCGUAUCUCGCUCUCUGGAAGGCACCACAUCGACUGAGCACACAACCCGUCAAGAGGUCAUAUCUCCCUCCCUGGAAUUCACCACAAUGAAUGACCUUACAACUCACCAGGAGGUCGUAUCUCGCUCUCUGGAAGGCACCACAUCGACUGAGCACACAACCCGUCAAGAGGUCAUAUCUCCCUCCCUGGAAUUCACCACAAUGAAUGACCUUACAACUCACCAGGAGGUCGUAUCUUCCUCCAUGGAAGGCACCACAUUGACUGAUCAAGAACGGAAAAGCUGUGUAUCAAGAGAAAUUGUCGAAAGCGGUGUCUAUAUGAUAUACCCUAACUUUAAACCAGACGGUAUCGAAGUGUACUGCGACAUGGACACGGCCGGUGGGGGCUGGAUCGUCAUUCAGAGGCGCCAAGACGGCAGUGAGAACUUCUCCCGCAAAUGGACCGACUACAAGAGAGGCUUCGGCAGUCUAUAUGGGGAGUUCUGGCUCGGGAACGAUAUCAUUAAUCAGCUGACAGCAGAAUCGGGAUGGACUCUUCGAGUUGAUAUGGAGGACUGGGACGGGGGAGUGGCUUGGGCAAAAUACGAUGUUUUCUCCGUAAUGAACGCCCCGUACAAGCUUAUCGUCGUAUCCGUUGAGAGGGGGCUUAACGGUAAGGGUCGGUGGGCUAGACACAGUACACUUCAGUCCAUACAUAUCGCGUGCCACAACACUUCACUGAACCCAUCAGAAAGAGAGUGGUCUCCAUCACCUCGAGUGCCUCAUGUUCCUGCCGUAAAUUUCAACGAUACACCAGAGGACUUUGAAGUGGUUCAUCUAAAAAUAACCUCUCUGCUUUCGGAAUGUGGGGAGAAAUGCAGAGUAUUUUCUCGACACUGA